CAUCGAUGAAAUACCCACUCGGACGGAUGGUCAGAUCAGUAUAGCACUUCCUUUAAAUACAGCAAUCCACUACUGCCAGCAACCCCCCGGCCCCCCUCCCUCACGAUCUUGCUCCAACUCCAACGACGGACACAACUCUAGUUCUAGCUCUCCUUCCUUUGCAUCUAUAUCUUCGUUCGACCACAUCUAGCUAUAGCCAUAUAUAUAUAUAUAUCGACAUGGGAAACUGCCUGGUGAUUCAACAAGCAGACGACAGGAAGGAGAUCAAGAUCGUGAGCGUCGUGGACGACGGCGGCGUCCUCGACACGCCAUCGUCGUCCCCGGCGGGCGCGCGCAGCCUGACGAAGGUCCCGGCGGCCGGAGCCGCCGCCCUCUGCGAGCCCCUGCUGCCGGCUGCUGGCGGCGCCGCCGCCGUCAGGGUGAAGCUGGUGAUCAGCAAGCAGGAGCUCAGGAAGAUGCUCGACAAGGAGGGCGUGUCGCUGGACGACAUGGUGUCGUCUCUCGUUCGCAAGGAAGCGAGCGGUGGUGACCGGGAACAGGAGCUCUGCUGCGGUGGGUGGCGGCCUGCGCUGGAGAGCAUACCGGAAGGUAGCGAUCUCUAGCACGUACUUCCUGCUGGGCAUCGUUCGUCGUCGUUCAGGUGUCUUGUGGAAGUCACAGGAUCAGUGUCAGUGGUCGUGCCUACACUGCAUGCAAGAAGCUAGUUACGCUGCGCAUGAUACUUUUUUUGGGGGAAUAAGCGUAUAAUUAAGCAAAACAUGCGUGCUCUGGGUAUAGCAUAUAUACACACAUGUAGAGUAGACUAUUAUAUACAUACCCAUACACAUACACAGAGAGAUAGUAUAGAUACAGAUGGUAGGAGUUUUGAUAUAGGGAUUCUCUUCAUCUUUUCUUUCUGCCUGCCUGCAUGCUUUGUAAAGAAGAGGUAAAGAUGAUCCUGGAAAUCAAGCAAAGGUUUUAUAUAUGUGGUAGUACUAUAUACCUUGUGUCCUCAUCAUGCAUGUGAUUCCGCCAUCACAGGUAUAAUCUCAAGGGAUUCAUAUGCUUCUUUU
This is a messenger RNA of Zea mays, 1052 nucleotides long. RefSeq lists its product as uncharacterized. The transcript has a single exon. The record is from RefSeq and is a predicted model, not a curated record. Lineage: Eukaryota; Viridiplantae; Streptophyta; Magnoliopsida; Poales; Poaceae. Bases 219 to 602 code for a protein of 127 amino acids.